CGUAAUCAAUCCGUAUGUUCAAAAGUGGACUGAGAUUUCUAAAGAAGAAGAAUAAAAAACAAUGAAGCUCAUACUUCGUCUCCCCGAAAUCUGUGCGAUUUCUGCCCUAAACUUUCUCCCACAAAUCCACAAUCACUCAGAUUAACGCACUCCUACGCCGUCUAAAAACUUCUCUCUCUCUCUCUCUCUCUCGCGUGGCGCUAAUCUCGCUCUUCCCAUGUGGCGCACCACCACCCCUCUCCUCUCCCAUUCAAACCACGGAGUGGCAGCACUGUCAAGAAAAUGAAUGGAAUUCGUCUGCAUUUUCCGAUUUCUUCUCUCCUUUUCUCCGCUUGAAGUCCAAAUCCAUAGACCCAUUUUGACAAUUUCCCCCCUUUUCCGCUUUCCCCUUUUUUCUGAAGUGAAAUCUCGAAUCAUUGUACUCUUAUCUGACAAUGAAGGCGAGAGCGGAUUCUUUGCCUGCAAGAACGGCGCCGCCGCAUCCUUCCCGAAAUGCCCUCGAUCACAAGAGGGAUGCUUAUGGGUUUGCAGUGAGGCCCCAACAUGUACAAAGAUAUCGUGAAUAUGCUAAUAUCUAUAAGGAAGAGGAAGAAGAGAGGUCUGACAGGUGGAAAGACUUUCUUGAGCGGCAAUCAGAUUUUGCACAGUUGCCCAUUAAUGGGAAAGAGUUGCCUGAUAAGCCAAUCAAUACCGAACUGGAAUCUGGUUCCCAGAAUGAUUUUGAAAAUCUGGUGGAUAAAAAAGAGAAAACUCACCAGAUCCAAGUAUGGUGUGAUGUUAGACCAUCGCUUCGAGCGAUUGAAGAUAUGAUGAGCGUGCGUGUUAAAAAGGUGAAUAUAGAGAAAAGUGAGCCAGCAUAUGGAAUGGCUGCUGAGAAUUCAUCAUCUACCAUAGAAGAGUCUACCUCCACAAAAGGAGGUGGGCUUGACGAGGACUCAGAUGACGAGUUUUAUGAUCUGGAGAGAUCCGAAUCGUUGGACAGAUCAGACUUGGAUUCUUUACACGAUGUCUCUCUGUCUGAGAGUAUUGCUGAGGCUACUUCGGCUAAAGAUUCUUCUUCACCUCAUUGGAAAGAAGAAUUGGAUUGCCUUGUUCAGGGAGGAGUGCCAAUGGCUCUCAGGGGAGAGCUUUGGCAAGCUUUUGUUGGUGUGAAGGCACGUCGAGUGGAGAAGUAUUAUCAAGACUUGCUUGCUACAGAAGCAAAAUCUGUUAAUACCGUAGAGCAUAAAAGUAUGGAAUCAGAGGAUAAUAGUAACAGUGUACAGUCUAGUGUAGACUCAGUAGGCGGGGCUGAGAAAUGGAAAUGUCAGAUUGAAAAGGAUUUACCUCGAACGUUUCCUGGACAUCCUGCUCUGGAUGAGGAUGGAAGGAAUGCUUUGAGGCGUUUACUUACUGCAUACGCUCGCCAUAAUCCUUCUGUAGGUUACUGUCAGGCCAUGAAUUUCUUUGCUGGUCUCUUAUUGCUCUUAAUGCCAGAGGAAAAUGCAUUUUGGACUUUGAUGGGCAUUCUAGAUGACUAUUUUGAUGGCUAUUACUCGGAAGAGAUGAUAGAGUCUCAGGUAGACCAACUCGUUCUUGAGGAAUUGGUGCGGGAAAAAUUUCCAAAAUUAGUUAAUCAUCUUGAUUACCUGGGAGUACAAGUGGCGUGGGUCACUGGACCGUGGUUCCUCUCUAUAUUCAUGAACAUGCUUCCUUGGGAAAGUGUUCUUCGGAUCUGGGAUGUGCUUCUGUUUGAAGGAAACCGUGUGAUGUUAUUCCGGACAACGCUGGCUUUGAUUGAUCUAUAUGGACCUGCAUUGGUGACAACAAAGGAUGCAGGAGACGCAGUCACUCUGCUGCAAUCACUUGCUGGGUCCACAUUUGAUAGCAGCCAACUUGUUUUGACAGCGUGUAUGGGCUAUCAAAAUGUUACUGAACCCAGAUUACAAGAAUUGAGAAAUAAGCACCGGCCAGCUGUUAAUGCUGCACUUGAAGAGAGAUCUAAAGGUUUAAAAGUAUGGAGGGAGUCUCAGGGUCGUCUAGCGUCUAAACUAUACAGUUUUACACAAGAUCCUGGCUCUGUGGAGGGAACCAAUAAACCAGAUAAUAGUGUAGAUCCUUCAUCAGUUAAUGACAAUGUGGACGAGCUAUAUGUUAGCAUGAACAAGAACUUGGAGAAGGGUUCUGGUCCGGAUCUUCAAGAUCAGGUGGUAUGGCUAAAGGUUGAACUGUGCAAGUUGCUGGAGGAAAAAAGAUCUGCUGAACUAAGAGCUGAGGAAUUGGAAACAGCAUUAAUGGAGAUGGUGAAGCAGGAUAACCGGCGACAGUUGAGCGCACGGGUUGAGCAAUUAGAGCAAGAUAUUGGAGAGCUGAGACGGGCUCUAGCUGAUAAACAAGAACAAGAAAAUGCCAUGCUUCAAGUUUUGAUGCGGGUGGAACAAGAGCAAAGGGUAACUGAAGACGCACGGAGAUUUGCUGAACAAGAAGCAGCUGCACAAAGAAGUGCCACAAAAAUCCUUCAGGAGAAGUAUGAAGAAGCUAUGGCUUCCCUCUCAGAGAUGGAGAAGCGGGUGGUUAUGGCUGAAUCCAUGUUGGAGGCAACAUUGCAGUAUCAAUCUGGUCAGACCAAAACCCAACCUUCUCCACGAUCUGGACAGCAAGAUUCUUCCACUCAAAUGCUAACCAAUCAGGAUGGGCAUCUUCAAGAGAUACCUGCAAGAAAAAUCAGCCUUCUGUCUAGAUGGCGGGACCGAAACAAGGGGAAGCCUAGCAGCAGCUCAGAGGAGGAGCCAAUGAAUGAGGUUGAAAGUCCAAGGCUUCCAUUGGAGACGACAAUGAAUAGUGGCCUUCCAGUUGCCGCAGAGCAAGCCUGAGAAGCCGGCCCUGCCAUAUAUGCUUAAUUGUCUGCCAUACAAUGGCUCCAACACAGGCUAUGUUUUGUGUCCGAUGAGAUUUGAUCCGAAUUGUCCUAUAAAAAAGAAUCCAACAUCAUUUUGUUUGUUUCAUAGCCCUGAGAAUAAUGGUGCAUAGUUGAAGAAGUAAUACAUAUAAUAUCAUAUGAUACAAUACGUGUGAAUUAAUAAUGAUGUAACAUGGACAAGUGAAUGCAUACUCUUUUUUUUUUGUUCCCCAAUUGUAUAACCAUUG
Messenger RNA from Cuscuta campestris, 3126 nucleotides. The record is from the annotation of a GenBank genome assembly. NCBI's taxonomy places the organism in Eukaryota, Viridiplantae, Streptophyta, Magnoliopsida, Solanales, Convolvulaceae.